Messenger RNA from Brassica oleracea var. oleracea, 2189 nucleotides. Its product is annotated as glycine-rich cell wall structural protein 1. The transcript is spliced from 3 exons. NCBI's taxonomy places the organism in Eukaryota, Viridiplantae, Streptophyta, Magnoliopsida, Brassicales, Brassicaceae. The record is from RefSeq and is a predicted model, not a curated record. Bases 764 to 2029 code for a protein of 421 amino acids.
GAGUAUUGCGUUUAACUCCAUCUCUCUCUCUCUCUCGACGGUUCAAUGACCGAUUGAUUUCUCUGUUGAUCUUCUGAUUCAACACUCCGGCUCUCUCUGUUGCUCUCAACGAUGAUGAAUCACUGCCUCUCACCGGCGGUGUUGAGAGUGUUCGCGGUGGUGACAACGGCGCCGAGAAACAUGACGGCGAGGGAGACGACGGGGAAAUAGAUAGAGUUGGGAGAGAGGAUGAGGACGACGUGGUCAGUGGCGGCGUCGAUGAAGGCGGUGGUGCCGCGGUGAGGCUGAGAGGAGAUGAAAGUGGUGAUAUUAAGUGUAGGGUGCGCCGGGAGAGGCAAUGGGUUGCAGAAACCGCUUCUGGAAUCAAUGAGAGUUAAUGUUUUUUAGUUCCUCUGUCUCUUAACAAACAGCUUCAGGAAAUGAUGUUGAUGAGCCUUGAAAAUAAGCUUUUUGACAACAUGGAGAUCGUUUUUAAUGUGUACCUAAAGAUGAGCUUGCUGAAGUAUUACAAGUCAUUGAGCCUUCUAAAAACAAGGAGAAAACAUGUGGAGAGGAAAUCGCAAAAGGAUUUAGGAAUUGAAUGCAGUUAGUAGUUGUUAGUGGUUGGAGUAAGUUUUUUUUGUAACAAGUGGUUGGAGUAAGUUAAUGCAAAGAUUAAAGUAGAUGAUUAAGUGUUGCUAUAUAAGCGACCAUAGUGCGGAAAUGUUUUCGUCAUCGGGCAGUGAACACUGCAUAGAACAAGAAAACUAAAAAGCAGGAAGACAUGGGGCGUCUAGUUAAUGGAGCUACUCUAUUGGCUUUAUUAUGUUUUCAUGUUUUCGCUGCGAAUGUUACUGCCAGAAAUGGUGUGAGUUCUAGCAAAGAUGAAGAGGAAAAAACGUUAAUUGGAAGCGGCAAGGGUGGUGGAUUUGGCGGUGGAUUUGGAGGAGGAUCUGGCGGUGGAAUAGGAGCAGGCGGUGGUUUUGGAGGCGGCGGUGGUGCUGGUGGAGGUGGAGGAGGUUUUGGUGGUGGACAGGGGGGAGGUGUCGGAGUCGGUGGUGCCUUUGGUAAGGGUGGUGGGGUUGGCGGUGGUUUUGGAGGUGGAGGUGGACACGGUGGAGGAGUUGGUGGUGGUGCUGGAGCAGGUGGUGGGUUUGGAAAAGGCGGAGGGAUCGGAAAGGGUGGCGGAGCUGGUGGUGGAAUAGGCAAAGGCGGUGGUCUUGGUGGAGGAGUUGGCGGUGGAAUAGGCAAAGGUGGAGGAGUUGGUGGCGGGAUUGGAAAAGGUGGAGGUAUUGGUGGCGGUAUAGGCAAAGGUGGAGGAGUUGGCGGUGGUUAUGGUAAAGGAGGAGGUAUUGGUGGUGGUAUCGGAAAAGGCGGAGGAGUUGGAGGUGGUAUUGGCAAAGGCGGAGGAGUUGGGGGUGGUAUUGGUAAAGGCGGAGGUAUUGGCGGUGGUAUCGGCAAAGGCGGUGGAGUUGGUGGUAGUAUUGGCAAAGGUGGAGGAGUUGGCGGUGGAAUUGGCAAAGGGGGAGGUAUUGGCGUUGGCAUUGGCAAUGGCGGAGGUAUCGGCGGUGGCAUUGGAAAAGGUGGUGGAAUUGGCAAAGGAGGAGGCAUUGGAGGCGGAAUUGGCAAAGGUGGAGGUGGUGGCGGCUUUGGGAAAGGGGGAGGUAUAGGCAAAGGCGGAGGCAUUGGUGGUGGUAUUGGAAAAGGAGGAGGAAUUGGUGGCGGCAUAGGCAAAGGCGGAGGCAUUGGAGGUGGAGGAGGCUUUGGCGGUGGAAGUGGAUUUGGCAAAGGCGGGGGAAUCGGUGGUGGAAUAGGCAAAGGCAGAGGCAUUGGAGGUGGAGGAGGCUUUGGCGGUGGAGGUGGAUUUGGCAAAGGCGGGGGAAUCGGUGGUGGAAUAGGCAAAGGCGGAGGAUUUGGUGGCGGGGGUGGAUUUGGGAAAGGAGGGGGUUUUGGUGGAGGUGGUGGAUUUGGUAAGGGCGGAGGAUUUGGCGGUGGAGGCUUUGGAGGCGGAGGUGGGGGUGGAGGGGGUGGCGGAAUCGGACAUCACUAAGCUGAAACACAUUACGUUGUAUUGAAUGCAUGCCUCACGUACACUUGGUUUACAAGCCUUGAGCAUUUCCAAAUAUACUAGCUUGAUGUACUUUGAAUUACGACGAGGAAUGAGUUUCGUUCGACGCAUUCUAAUAAUACAGAUUGUAUCAUGUUGAACA